UAUGGCACAGUGGCUCUAACGAAUAUACCGUCCUUUGCAUUUCGACGUAUUUGAACAAUGGCUGCUAUAUGAGGUGACCAGAAACUCAUCCACCAUCGGUUACCAGCUUUUGACUUUGAACCUCAAAGGGGAUAAUUAAACCUAUCUGCUAUAGGCGGCUGCCACCGUGCUCCGCAUGUGACCGAGCAGACAGGGCAGGGAGGGGCGGUCUGUCUCGUGUACGGUACCGUGGACCAGCGAGUUCUAGUCAACGUAUCUGGGCAGCAGCACCAGCGACCCCACCGAAGAGAAGUUGUUGAAUUGCAGCUAUAGCCUCUACCCGGAUAUACGGUCGUAUACGUCGGCUUUAAGGACUACGACGUUUAAGCAGCAUCAAGGACGAAUUUUGUGAAAGCUUCCGGAGAGCUGGACCUUGUCAGUGCUGCGGGAAGAGCGAUGACCACAAAGCGGAAGGCAGAGAAUCACACCAGGGCAGGAAACCUUCCUGUCAUCAUGAAGCCUGGACGCUCCCAAGCUGAUUCAGAGAGAGACUCUGGCUUUUCAGAUGCGAGCUCAGAGCACAUGAGCACGAUGGACACCACAGAUUCUGAGGAUUCACCACACCCUGUUGUACAGCAGGGACCACGGACCACUGGCUCAGGGACCCACCCUUCUGGACUUGCAGUGGUGGGUGGGCUCUCUCCCAUGAUCAUCAUGAACAAUGUCCUGCUCAAGCAGCCUGGAGAGAAUCCUCCUGCUCUGAAGCCCUGGGGGUUUAGUCCAACUGUGGAGGUGGUUCAGCAGCCUCAGGUGGUCUUUAUCCAGCCUGUGGUUUCUCGUCAAGCUUCCUCAGGCACCAAAGAGGCCAACUCUAAACACAGACGCCCUAAGAAGUAUUUUCCAAUCCUAAAAUCCUACCCAAAGAUUGCCCCACAUCCCGGGGACAGCUCUAGCUCCUCAGGAAGAGGAACUGCCCCCUCAACUUACUCCUCCUCUUCUUCUUCAGGGUCAGAGAAAUGUAGUACUUUGACCUCCAUCACUCGGGAACACUGUCAGCGAGAGAAGCCACAGAGAAGUUUAUGUAAUAGUGCUGGUAACUCUGGCCCAACCACUCCUGGUCUUCCUGCAACCCCCACCACAAUGUCUCCUUUGCUCCAGAGCAGAUCAUGUCUCUCAACAGGAGAAACCAACACCACUCCUGUGAGGGAGAGGCCUUCAUCGGCUGUCAGCCAGGCAGACUGUACGACUUUGCUGUCUUUCAGUCAUGCUACUGGAUCCAAAAACUUUACACUCCCUGUUUCCCCAGCGGUCGUCUCACUGAGUGAAGGUAACGACAGUGACGGUGAUGCUGACACAAGAAGGAAGCGCUUCUGCAACACUUACAACAUCCUGAGCAAAUCUGGCCUGCUAGACAUCACACUCCGUACCAAGGAGCUCCUCAAGCAGAACCAGCGCACGCAGAACGACAUAGACCGGCUGAAAAAACAAACAGACCUCUUUCUUCAGGCUCUGCGGAGCGGAGACACCAGCAUCUGUGUUAAACUGCAGGCCACUCUUUUGGAAGAAGACAGAGAAUGAGAAAGAGCGAUCUGUUCAGUCCAGUUUAAAAGCAGAUUAGACCUGAACUAGGCCUUCAUAGUACCGGUAAUCCUAUAGACUUGAGAUGGGAAGGAAGACAAGGAUUGGUGGUUGGUUGCAUACAGAGACAGAUGGACCGAAAGUAAUGCGUGCCCCACAAUACACACCCACCCCCCGGACUCUCAGAUAGGCAGCAUGCUGUGGCCUACAUUUAGGCUGCCGGCUGCCUUAGGGCCCUGACACACCAAGCUAACCUAAAAAAAAAAGUUGGUGUUGACUUUUUAUUGUCUCUCAUUUAAGAGUCGCACUCAUUGUAACAUUAUAGGAGGCGCCAGCUGGCCACCAACGUGCACAUGUGUUGUGCACCUGUAUGAGGGGAAAUAUUUAUUGAAAGAAGCAGUCGGUGUGCUAAGAUUAUAAAUUGAAAAUACAAAAAUACCCUUAUAAAUUUUUCGGUGGACAUUGUACACUUUGCUGUAGACUGUUGCUGUCAGCCUGUAGUGUAUGGGGUUUUUUUUAAAAAACCUUUUUUUUUUUUAAAAAAAGGUGAAAAACGCAAUGUAUGGGUCAACAGCCUGUCCGCGAAGGACACGCUGCAAAAAUGACAGCUUUGGACAGCCACAUACUUCAAGUGCUGACUGCUGGACUACUAUUGGCUUGUUGUGUUGGGGACCAAAUAAGGCAGACGCAGCUCAAUGUUCUUCCUCACUGAGCCGGACUAGAUCUCUUCCACUGAAGCUGUGUCCGUGCUGGUGACAAUUUUAGCAAUCAAAACUCAGAAGCUCUAAGAAUUUCUUCUCUCAGUGGAGUUGUAGUACAACAAAGCUUAAUUUAAAUCCUGACACUGGUCUUUUAAAUCUGGAUACAACAUGAGAAGGUGUUUGAAAAGAGAAUCUAUGUAUAAAUCAGUCUGAUCAUAUGUCUUGUUGCACAAAUUACUUGCAUCAUUCAUGGUAGUUGUCUUUUGCGUUGCUUGACAAGCAGGAAGUUGACAGUGAAAUUCAAGUCCAAUUGAGUUCAUGCAGCAGUUACAGUUGCAACAAAAACUCUGACGGUUUCUUAAGUCACACUGAAUGUGUUCAGGGCUUCUUCGCCUGUCAGCGUAGUCAGACUUACAUGUGCCUACACAGUGUCUUUUGUUGAAGCUCAAUUUGGAAAAUGUGAGUUGAAAGUUAUGGUGUGGCCAGUUGACAGUUAAACUUUGUCUUUCCCAUCAUGUUGAUGGCAGAUGUUCCUGUGUGAACUGUCUUCAUGGCCAUUUAAAUGCUUCCCUGACAUCCCUUUGUAAAUGUUUUUGUUUUUGGCUUUUUCCACUUGUAGUUAAGGCCUGUUUGAGUGUAAACAACACAUGGCUGUAAUAUUAAUAUUUCAAUAUUGACUGCCUUCAAGAGCAGAGUUUUUCCUGUAUGUUUACAUGUGUUUAUAGAGCUACUUUUUUUCCAACUUUUUAUUGUAAUUUUUUUUAGUCCACUAAUAAAAACCCAUCUUUUAGAACUCUUGAUGAAGACCAGUCGUUGUGCAUAAAUGGCCUUUCAAAAUCCAGAUAUUUUUAAUGUACAGUUAAGUUUAAGUUUCUCUUUUGUAAUCAUGGCCUUAAAAUCCAAACCCAGUGUAUGUCAGAUAACUUUGCAUUUGCACUAAGAAAUGUAAAAGUAGCUCGGAAGCAAUUUCUGGACAGAAAUUAAUGGCAGCUAUGGUACUGUAGCUUUUUUUUUUUUUUUUUUUUUUACAUGAAGUGUAUUACAACACAUAAGCACACUACUAAUCUAUACAUAUGACUUAUGUAGUAUAACAAUAAAUAACAUUUUCAUCUUUUCUAUUACUGAUAGUUUCUGCAGUGUUAAGUGUUUUUGUACAUUGUGCAUGUGAUUGUGUAAUAUUUGAUGUGACGGUUCUGUUCCUACAGUGCUUACAUUGACUUAAAAUGGUCUCUUAGUGCAGAGGGAUACUUUUAUAUACCUUCUGUUUAAACUUGCCAUCUAAGCAUGAAUACGGUUUAUUUAAAAUGUUACCAUAAAACGUGGAGGUGUCUGUCACACAAACAAAAACUCAGAGGUUUGGUUUCUUUCUUGAAUGAAUUGUUGGUACUCUGCAAAACAAAAAAAACAUGACGUCUGUAUUGUUGCGCAUUUGUCAUGUAUUUGCUUAUUUGGAGUGCUCUCAGCCUACAUCUUUUGUUUUAUCAGUAGGCGAACAUGUAAACACUUCUGUCCUCAACUCUCAACAUCGCAGAUAUUUUGACUCUGGGGGAAGUGCCAGCUGCAGAUUACAAGUUUCUAAAGUGAACACAGUAAAUUCUUUGAUUUGCUUCCUUCUUAAGCUACUCCCAAACCAAAUUUAUAAUGUGAGUUUAGGGAGUAGCGCUAUCUGACAUCCAGCCUUUUAGGUUGCACUCAAGACUUUGAGGUCAUCCAACUUACUCCACCCACUUUCUUACUGCAGUGCACCAAUUUCACUGUCAGCAACACAGAUACAGAUGCAUCUGCAUCAACAAUCUUGGAAGGAUUUAGUGGCUUAGCGUCUCUCCUACUGAGAGUGCUGUGGUUAUUGUGGCUGGAUAAAUGACUGCUUGACCCUCAGAAAUCAUAUUUUCCAUAUAAGCUGCAACAAAGUUCAGAUGAGUUUUGAAACUCUUCAGCUCAUGGCCUUGUAAAACAAUCUGUAAAAGUCGACUUUGUAAUACAUAACACAGCUUCCCACCCCACCCCCUCUGAUCCUUCUGCGAUUGUUUGUGACCUUAUCGUCCAGCAUGCAACAGUUUGGAGUAUUUUCCUGACCUUUGAGUCUGCUCUUUCAGAUCCUUUGUACUCGAGACAGCUGUAUUGAGAAUAAGUUGUUUCAAAGUCGCUUUGGCUCUAAAUGAAAUUCCUGACUUGUAAUCAGUUAUUUACUCCCACUUUAUCUCAAAUAAGCUCCAUGUGUCGCCUUGUUUGAUGCAUUUGGCUCAUAUAAGUUUCCACUGACUUUCUGCAAUAACCACAGACGAGAUGUCGAGGCAGUGUCACAGUGACAUUCUAAACUUUUCUACAAUAACAGGCUAAAUAUGAUGACUGGAUUAUAUGGUCUAAAAUCAGUAGAUGUUAACAGACCCACCAUUCAGUUAUGAAUUCAUUUUUUUAAUAAAUGGAAGAAAACUAAAUUCUUCCACGCCAUAGCCUAUAUAUCUAACUUUUCAUAUGGCUUUGUAAUGCUAGAUGAGUAAUUUGUCUACCCUAUGUUCUUGGUGAAAGCCUUAUUGAGAUACUCGAGCAGCAGGAUGGCCGCUACGAUUUUGCUCUUUGUUUUUUUAACUCCCCUCAGCCAACAGCAAAUACUAUCAUUUUACAACUGUCUCACUUUCUUCUGUACUUUCAGGUGCUGUCUUUGCAGAAUUCCCUUUAUUUUUCCUUGGACCAGGUUUCCACCUCACACUUUUACCCGAGUUUAUGAAAUUGUUUAAAACACUCUUGACCGAUUUGUCCUCGGCUGUAAAUGAUUCUAGGAUAAAUUUUGAGUUUGUUUUCUUAACGGUUCACUGCACAGUUCAAAAACAAGAAAGAAAAAAAUCUUAAAAAUGUCGGGACGGCCUUCUUCUGAAGUCCUAGCUGUUUUGAGGCUGGUUCGCUGCCAGUGGAAUAAAUCACGUAUGAAAAGGUCACUGAACUUUCGACUGAAAAUAGCACAAAAACGCUCUGUGCUUUCUUUACAUGUACUUGUUGCUACCUGCUCGUGCGUAAUCGUUGCCAUUAUCAUGUCGCUGUCCAGGUUUCUUUGUGUGGAAGAAGUUCCUUUUUGUGCAGAUGUGCUUAUGUAAUGGACUAUUUAUGUUUCUGAUGAUACUAGUGUGUAUGCCACAUGCUGUGUUCCUGAUCAUGUUGUGUGACUGCAGUUUUUUUUCUUUGUUAAACGGUCAGCUUGUAGAGCAGUACAGUUUGAUAACACUGGAUUUUGAGUUGAGUACUGGCAGCUUUGGUUCCUCAGUGCAUUUCAGUCUGCCUUGUCACUUUAAAGAUGCUGGUUUCAGUUUCAGUAGUACACCAGCAACAACGAUGGACAAAAAUAUAUUUAAAUAUCAGCUCAAAUAUAUAUUUUUAGGAUCAUGCAGACUGAAUGUGAUGUGCCUAGCUCGCUGUCUUUUUUUUUUCCUUUAUAAAAUGUAAAUAGAGGAAGUUGUUGAAGUCCUCAUGACACUUUCCAAAGUGGGAAAUUUUUGAGUUUUACGUCUUAAAACCUCUGAGGACAUGAGACUUGUUAUAAGUAACUUGUUAUAAAACACUUCAGCUAUAUCAUUCAAAGAUCUUAUAAACUAAGACUGAAAAGGUUUGAUGUUACAUGCUUUAGGGCUCUUUUUUUGUACAUUUUAAGUUAGAGACUCAUUGUUUGUGUAAUAAAUGUCUUUCCAAAGAA
This is a messenger RNA of Haplochromis burtoni (Burton's mouthbrooder), 5943 nucleotides long. It is a transcript of the gene cipcb, whose product is annotated as CLOCK-interacting pacemaker b. The record is from RefSeq and is a predicted model, not a curated record. The transcript is spliced from 4 exons. Gene Ontology annotation, biological process: negative regulation of circadian rhythm; negative regulation of DNA-templated transcription. Gene Ontology annotation, cellular component: nucleus. NCBI's taxonomy places the organism in Eukaryota, Metazoa, Chordata, Actinopteri, Cichliformes, Cichlidae. Bases 436 to 1557 code for a protein of 373 amino acids.